CAUACCCCCGCCGAACCGCCUCAUCGUCACAACCAGAAUGAGAGCCAGCAAUCUGUACCUCUUCAGCCUGCCACGGUCUGGUUGACAGCCUCUGGUUGCUGAGGGGUUAAACGUCGUGUGAUUGUAGGAAGUGGGUGGUAUUGGAGCCGAGGAUGGAGCGAUGUAUGUGUGGCAAACUGAGAUCCCUUUGAACCGAAGACGCGGCGGUACAUCGGAGGAAAGCAACCCGGACUGAACGCACCGCUCAGCGGAUGACAAGAAAAUCCGCGUCCCGGGGAAGUAAAACGAGAACCGAUCGUCCUGUUUCCACCGCUGCUGUUUGAAUCCUGCCGUAUGGACGCUGCACACUGGCUGCAGAUUGUGUUUGACCGUGCCGUUGUUAGUGCUUAGGUGCUCUAACAUUGUGUGGAUGUGUCAUACUAUCAAGGCUCCUGGUUAAAUGUGCGACAAGCGUGAACUCUAAAUAAAUGCAACGAGCAAAUAGACGAAUCUGGACGUGGUUCGACGCUUUAAGAGGACUUCGGGUGUCAGGUGUUUUGUAGGUGAGAGGAUCACUGAGAUACAAGAUCCCCCCCCCCAUUGCUGACAGAUGACAGAAGCAGAAUUCAAUGUCCAACAAACAGAUGCUAAAGAAUUGUUUUUGUCUUGGAUCGUUGCCUGGAAGUGAGGACCUCUGCAAACUUGUUUGUUCUAUCUAAUCUGUGGUGUGAUAACCUUCGGUCUGACCGUCUGGGUUCCUGGCAGAGACUCGUCUCUAUCACUCAGCUGGACUUCAGUUCAUCCCUCUGAUCCCUCCAUGCAGCCUCCCCACCAAAGAGCAGCCCUGACAGUGGUUCUUGUCUGACAGCAUGGAUUGUCUGCUGGGGUGGAACACAGGGGCCACACUGUAUCAUGAACCUUGUUCAUAGGUGGUUGUCUUUUUGACUGUAAACCAACCCCUCGUCUAUGUUUAGAGUUUCUAUUUAUAACAACAAACAUGACGUUACAGCUUUAGUAUAUUUUGUUUUCACCCGAAAAUUGGUGUGGGCCCUCAGCGAAGUGUGCAGCUGUGAUGGUAUAUCGUGAACCGUGCUGGUCGGCUGGAAGCAACGCGAGACUUGGAACUCUAUAUUAAAGUCCGAUAUUAAGAACUCAAAACAAGGAGACCCGCCACAGGUGUAACCCGGGCACGCGCCAUGGAUGAUUCUGGUAUCAUCAGAAGACGAAGAUUGCAGAAGGAUUUACCUCUGCCCCGAAAAAGUAGCAGUUGCAGAACCAGUAACCGGAAGAGCCUCAUCCUGACCAGUACUUCCCCCACCCUGCCGAGGCCGCACUCUCCAUUACCCGGACACAUAGGAAGCAGUCCACUGGACAGCCCUCGCAACUUCUCACCAAGCGGACCUGCCCACUUCUCGUUUGCCUCAUCUCGAAGGGCUGAUGGGCGUAGAUGGUCUUUGGCAUCUCUGCCUUCCUCAGGAUAUGGCACCAAUACACCCAGCUCAACGUCGUCCAGUUCCUCUCAGGAGCGUCUGCACCAGCUGCCCUUUCAACCAACCAUGGAUGAGUUGCACUUCCUGUCCAAGCACUUUGGCAGCACAGAGAGCAUCACAGACGAUGACGGGGGGCGGCGUUCGCCACACGUGCGACCUCGCUCCAGAAGCCUCAGCCCAGGGCGCUCUCCAUCCUGCUAUGACAAUGAAAUUGUGAUGAUGAACCAUGUCUACAAGGAACGCUUCCCCAAGGCCACAGCUCAGAUGGAGGAGAGGUUGGCAGAGUUCGUCCAGAACUACUCUCCAGAGAACGUGCUGCCGCUGGCCGACGGGGUCCUCAGUUUCAUCCACCACCAGGUCGCUGAGAUGUCCAGAGACUGCCUGACCAAAUCACACGAGGGGCUGAUUACAAGCGUUUACUUCCGAGAGCUGCAGGAGAAUCUGGAGAAGCUGUUGCACGAUGCGUAUGAGCGCUCAGAGAGUUCAGAGCUCACCUUUGUCACUGAGCUUGUCAAAAAGCUCUUCAUCAUCAUAUCUCGUCCUGCCAGGCUGCUGGAGUGUUUGGAGUUCAAUCCAGAAGAGUUUUACCAUCUGCUGGAGGCUGCAGAGGAUCACGCCAAAGAGGGGCAACUAAUGAAAGCUGACAUCCCCAGAUAUAUCAUCAGUCAACUGGGACUGACCCGAGAUCCUUUAGAAGAAAUUGUGAGUCUUGACAGCUAUGACAGUGAGGGUCCACACACUCCAGAGACGGAUGACUCAGCAGAGGGAAAAGGCAAAUCCAUCAAGCCACCCUGUGAGGAAGACUUUCAGACCAUCAAACUGAUAAGCAAUGGAGCUUAUGGUGCCGUCUACCUGGUGCGGCACAGGGAGACACGUCAGCGAUUUGCCAUGAAGAAGAUCAACAAGCAGAAUCUGAUACUAAGGAACCAGAUCCAGCAAGCAUUUGUGGAGAGGGACAUCCUCACCUUCGCAGAGAACCCCUUCGUUGUGUCCAUGUUCUGUUCCUUCGAAACGCGCCGCCAUCUCUGCAUGGUCAUGGAGUACGUGGAAGGAGGUGACUGUGCCACUUUGCUGAAGAACAUCGGCGCUCUGCCUGUAGAGCUAGCGAGGAUGUACUUUGCUGAAACCGUUUUGGCCUUGGAGUAUCUGCAUAAUUAUGGUAUUGUUCACAGAGACCUGAAACCUGACAAUUUAUUGAUCACUUCCAUGGGUCACAUAAAGCUGACAGACUUUGGUUUGUCAAAGAUGGGUCUAAUGAGCCUCACCACCAACCUGUAUGAAGGACACAUCGAGAAAGACGCUCGGGAAUUCCUUGACAAACAGGUCUGUGGGACUCCUGAGUACAUCGCUCCUGAGGUGAUUCUCCGUCAAGGUUAUGGGAAACCUGUGGAUUGGUGGGCCAUGGGCAUCAUCCUCUACGAGUUCUUGGUGGGAUGUGUGCCUUUCUUUGGAGACACUCCUGAAGAGCUGUUUGGACAGGUCAUCACUGAUGACAUAGUUUGGCCAGAUGGUGACGACGCUUUGCCUGCAGACGCUCAGGCCCUGAUCUCUGCUCUGUUACAGACUAACCCUCUUUUAAGGCUGGGCACAGGUGGAGCAUUUGAGGUGAAGCAGCACGCUUUUUUCUCUGCGCUGGACUGGAACAGUUUGUUGAGACAGAAAGCAGAAUUUGUCCCCCACCUGGAGUCUGAGGAAGACACCAGCUACUUUGAUACCCGUUCAGAUCGUUACCACCACAUCAACACGUACGAUGAGGAUGACACCAAUGACGAUGAGCCUGUGGAGAUCAGACAGUUCUCCUCUUGUUCUCCUCGCUUCAGUAAGGUGUACAGCAGCAUGGAGCAUCUUUCCCAGCUGGAGCAGAAAGCUACAACCUCUGUGUCCCGUCGAGAACACAGGAGCCCACGAGAGGACAAGGUGGCAAAAAGAGAGAGCCUGGGCAGCUUCGGCAUGAGGGAGAAGAGCUGGAGGACUGGAUCUCCUGAGAUGAAGCGGCUGUCUUGUUCUGAGUCUCUGUACAUGGAAGGAGACGCGAGCCCUCCUCUUGGCGCCCGCCGACGCUUCUCAGCUUUGAUGGACACCCAUCGCUUUGCCUCACCCUUCGAAGGAGAGUCCGAUUCCCUGACCCGUCAGAAUCUCAUGAAGUUCCGAGGAACGUCGCUGGAUGGCACCACUGUCCCUUCGCCAAGCCUCCUGGAACACAGGCCCAUUGUGAGGGAUAUAAAUGGAGCAGACAAAUCAUCUAGACUUGGAGAGAGCGCCAGCGUAAGCUCAGCCAUCAUGACAUUAUCCCCCGGCCCUGCCGCACCCAGCCGGGAUGUGAUCACUCCUCUGUAUGACCCUCUGGGGCCCAGAGCCGCAAAUGACCUGGUCCUCCGCCGGGCACGCCACCACCAUUUAUCUGGCGAUGGAGAGAAACGGAACUCCAGACAAGCAAACAAGGUUAUCAAGUCAGCGUCUGCCACAGCUCUGUCUGUUAUCAUCCCAUCAGUGGAGCAACACGGUGGCUUCUCUCCGCUGGCCAGCCCCAUGUCGCCUCACUCUUUCUCCUCCAACCCCUCGUCACGUGACUCCUCACCCAGCAGAGACUUCUUUCCUGCAGUCAGUGUUCUGCGCUCCCCGAUCACAAUCCAUCGCUCUGGAAAGAAAUACGGCUUUACCCUAAGGGCUAUCAGGGUCUACAUUGGAGACAGUGACAUCUACAGUGUCCAUCACAUGGUUUGGCAUGUUGAAGAUGGAGGCCCCGCUCAGGAAGCCGGUCUUUGUGCAGGUGACCUAAUAACUCAUGUCAAUGGUGAGCCGGUCCACGGUUUGGUCCACACCGAAGUGGUAGAGCUCAUCCUCAAGAGUGGGAACAAGGUGACUGUGACAACCACGCCUUUUGAGAACACCUCCAUUAAAGUGGGCCCUGCCCGCAAAGCCAGCUACAAGUGUAAGAUGGCUCGACGAAACAAGAGGACAGCUGGGAAGGAAAGCCAGGACAGCAAGAAGCGCAACUCCUUGUUCCGUAAGAUCACAAAGCAGUCCAAUCUCCUCCACACCAGCCGCAGCCUGUCCUCUCUGAAUCGCUCGUUAUCCUCCAGUGAAAGUCUUCCUGGCUCCCCAACUCACAGCCUCUCUGCCCGGUCCCCAACUCAGGUCCACCGCUCAACCCCGGAGCCCUCCUACCUCGGUGCUUCCUCCCAGAGCAGCUCUCCUGCCUCCAGCACUCCGAACUCACCCUCUCCCUCUCAGCACAUGCGGCCCAGCUCCUUGCACGGCCUGUCCCCAAAACUUCACCGCCAGUAUCGCUCUGCCCGUUGCAAGUCUGCUGGAAACAUCCCGCUGUCCCCUCUGGCACACACACCCUCCCCGACUCAGUCUUCCCCUCCUGCGAUGCCAGGCCACACAAUAGGGAGUUCCAACACAACACAGUCGUUUCCUGCAAAGCUCCACUCCUCGCCGCCGGUGGUCCGGCCCAGGCCAAAGAGCGCCGAGCCCCCGCGCUCACCUCUUCUCAAGCGGGUGCAAUCAGCAGAGAAGCUCGGCUCGCCUCUGACCCAGUCCAGUUCGACCGGAGGGCUUGGAGGUCCGUUGAGGAAGCACAGCCUGGAGGUGCAGCACUCUGAGUAUCGCAAAGAUGCCUUCCUCUGUGAGCUGGGGCUCCAGAGCCUGCUGGAGACGGAAGGAGAAAAUCUGCCUCCUAAUGCGCCUCCACUGCCCGUGUCCUCCACCACCCCAGAGACUGGUGUGCUGAAGCCUGUGAGGAGACUCGGGAGACAGGAGUCGCCGCUCAGCAGGGAGACUCUGCUGGCCGGAAGGGAGAGGGAAGAGAGAGAGCGAGAAAGAGGAAGGGACAGGGAGAAAGACAGAGAGGUAAACCAAGCAGGUCUGCCAGCGUCACAGACAUCUUUGGCAAGGAAAUCUCAUGCAAGCGAUUUUAACAUGAACGCCAAACAAAGUGAAGAAACCAGUAGACUCGUAACCCCUGCCUCUCCUAUUAAAACUGCAAGCACACCCCCAACGCAGGUAGAAGCUAGAAACAGCAAAGAUCUCCAGCUCAAGCAACAAGGAGGAAAACCAGAGCCAAAGCAAGAUGGGGAGAACAAAAAUCAGUCCUGUCUGCCAACUGCUGCCUUCAACAAGAGCUCAUCUACUCCGGAUAAAUCCGGCGGAAUCAACACAGUCGUGACAGGAGCCUCUUUGAGCAUAAAUAAGACUUUUAAAUCAUCAGGAAUGGGGAACGGUCAACGGAAGUCUGACGGCAACAAUUCAAGAACUGCUGAGCUCGGCUCCAAAAGCCCCAAACUGGCAGCUCGGGUCCUGGCUCCCGUGGUUCCCUCGCACGGGCAGCCGCUCUCUCUGGGCAAAGUGCGGCAGGGCUUGGGCCCUGUUAAUUGUUACAGGGGAACUCUCGACUGGGAGGACAAAUGUCGCCUGGAGGUGGUGGAGGAGCAUUCCCCCUCUCCCUCCCCCUCCCCAACAGCUGUCACCCCCUCCCUCUGUGGACCUUCGUUGUGUAAGUCGCGGCCCGUCUCCCCCGGAGAUAAGACGAGCUUUGUCAGCCAGCUCACCACCGUGGCCAAAAACGUCCUCGGACCAAUCAAGCUAGGCUCUACAGAGGGGUCUAGGAAUAAAGAGCAGCAGAGCAAGGCGUCCGAGGAGAAGCUGGGACCUGCCGCCGGGAGGUCCGACACUCCUGCAGGAGCGCGAACGCUUCUGGGCGCUGCGGUGGUGACUCAAAGUCCUGGCAGUUCUCUGCUUGAAAAGUCAGCACCACCUGGGAACCUGCCAAAAAUGUGACCCCCUGGAUCAUUACAUCAGACUUUAGUAGAAAAUAGUAAAAAUAAUAAUGUCUUUUUGUUUUGGAGGGACAAAAAAAAAAAAAAAAA
Messenger RNA from Poecilia latipinna (sailfin molly), 6340 nucleotides. It is a transcript of the gene mast1a, whose product is annotated as microtubule associated serine/threonine kinase 1a. Gene Ontology annotation, molecular function: protein serine/threonine kinase activity; ATP binding; protein binding. Bases 1176 to 6251 code for a protein of 1691 amino acids. The record is from RefSeq and is a predicted model, not a curated record. Lineage: Eukaryota; Metazoa; Chordata; Actinopteri; Cyprinodontiformes; Poeciliidae. Gene Ontology annotation, biological process: peptidyl-serine phosphorylation; cytoskeleton organization; intracellular signal transduction. The transcript has 27 exons.